AUAUUGCGCAAGAUUGUCAUAUAAUAAUUUAAAUAUGUUUUCGAUACUAAACUAGUUAAAAGUUGUGUUAAAAGUCGUGCACAUUCAACCAAUCACAAGCUCGCUUCUUGUUUGCUCGCGGAUGGAUUUUUGCUUUGGGCUAUAUAAUAGCCUGUGGCGUCUCAUAGCAGUCAUCAGUUAACAAGUGGAAGGCCACCAGGCCGGUCUUGAAUAAUCAGCAGCGGUGGCUGAUUCCAGCGGCCAACUGAGCUGCAGCAGAACCAGAGCGGUGGUAUCAGGCAGCAGCGGCGGAGGUAGUGGGCAGCUGCAUUUCUUCAUUCAGUUCGGUUCUCCUUCGAUCUGAGUUGGACCCCACCAGCGGUAAUCCAAUUCAGAUAUCGUUGGGUGAAAACAGCCAGAAACUGCACGAGCCAGCACCGCCACUAGGAAAGCUACCGCCAUUUAGUGUGUGUGCAGUGUGCACAUAUAGCGUAUGUGCAUCUGUAUUGCUAUGACAUUUGCGAUGAUAGGGAUGGCGCUGUUGCGUGUGUAUGGCUAGCUAUAGCGUGUGUAGACACUAGCCUGUGUAGCAUAUUAUGGCUAUUGCGUGUAUAUCUUCAGCGUGUGUACGGAUAGUUAUAGCUUGUGUGUGGAUAGCUGCUGCGUGUGUAAUGAUUAGUUAUAGCGUAUGUAUGGAUAGUAAUAGCACAUGGUUGGAUAGCUUAUGCGUGUGUAUAGAUAGUUGUAUCAGAUGUUUGGAAAGGAAUAGCGUGUGUAUGGAUAGCUUCGGCAUGUGUGUAUAAAACACUAUAGCUACAGCGUGUGUAUGAAUAGUUUUAACGCGUGUUUAGAUAGUUAUAGCAUGUGUGUGAAUAACUAUAGCGGGUGUUUAUCGAAGAUUAUUAUUGUCAUUGAAAAUAUUAAAACGUCUUAACGAACACAUUUGUGAAUUUGAUUUUACAGCAGCGAUUUUAACUUCUUCAGCCAGUCUUUAUUCAUCGAGGAAAAAAUACUACCUAUGAAUGAUCAACACUUAUUUAAUAGAAAUUUGAUUUAGAUCAAAACGGGUUCUUUUGAGUAUCAUAAAUUAUUGGUAAAAAGAGUUGCAAGUUUUCUUAAUGAGCAUUCAUUAAAUUUUCGUUUUUGUUUCUCGGUGCGCGGUUUUGAUAUUGUUUCUCGCACACAGAGAAAGAAACAAACUUGUCGCUAUCGUGAAAAAUAACAAAACAAUUAGAAAUGCUCUGAAUCACAACUGAAGAAGUUAAGAUAUUUUCCUGUCACUCGCCCAAACCUUGAUAACAACUACCGAAAAACAUGUGAUUGAGCUCUUGCUAUAUUGAGUUAUUGAACCAAACGGUUUUUUUUUCAAAAAACAUGAAGUUAUAUGCUGGGCUGGAACUAACCUAGCAUGAGUUUUAUCGAUUUAAUGUCAAACAAUUUUCAAAUUUAAAAUUUUCGUUUGAAUCGUUCUGGGCUCCGAUUUCAGAUAGUUUCGUAAAGUUUGCUUUUUGCUUAGAUAGGAAAAUUUUACCAAUUCGCUCAAUUAAAUGAUUGUCUUGGUAGUGCAGCAAACAAAGGGUUGAUUCGAAUAUGUAUUAAAUGACAGCGAUUAAAUAAAAGAUAUCCAUUCUUUUAGUAUAUAUUAUUAUUUAUAACGUUUUAACGUCUCAGCAUUCAGAAAUGCACUGUUAGAUAAAAUUGCAGCAAAUACUAGAGUUGCAAUUCUUUCUAUUAUUUGUUUUAAAGGAAUAUAAGAAUACCGUAGUCCAACGGCAUGCGGUCGUGUCUUGAAUACCACCCUCCUACUUUUAAUUCUUCAUUAAAAAUCGAAGGACAAUGAUAUAAAAUUUUAAUAAGUCACAUUUUGCUCAGAAAAUUACACUUUUUUAGCUGAUAUAUGAAAAUCAGAAAUCUGUGAAUAGCUAAACAACCCAAUUGUUCCAACAUAUUAUUUAAGGAUAUUUCCAUUGAGUCGCUUUAAAUUAAAGAAAUACAGAUAUCAAAAAGAAAUUAUAUUCCAUAUUUAUAUGUAAACAGAAAAAUGUUGUAUUAGAAGUGAAUAUAACUAUUUUUAGGAAUAACUACAGAGAAUUUAGCCCCUCAUCCAUAGGUAUGGGUCUGGGGGUAAAACAACAUCGUAUUGAACCAGAAUGCUACGUGCUUGUGAAUUUGUUGACAAAUAAAAACGAUAACGUUAAUUUUUCGGCACUGGGUUAAAAAGUGCGCCUUUUGGGCGCGUUCGCUGCGUUUAGGAAAGUGGCCUCCAUCACGUAAUGUACAGUUCGUUAGUGUUGCUCAUUGUUGCAAGAAGUGUAGCGGCUUCCGUCGAAAGUUUGCAAUUUCCGGAGUUCCCGGUACACUAUGACAAGUACCAGAAGCAAUGUGGCAUUCCGGUGCGUUGUGAAAUGGAUACCAGUUGUCCUCGGAUAUGCGAUCGGAGUCAGGUCGAAUCUUGGGCUCAAGCGCAGGCCGCCUUGGAGGUGGAAGAAAAUUGCGCUCUCUUUGACAAACAAAGCUUUUUGAUCGGUAGCGAUGAAUUCGAUUAUGGAAUAUUUGCUACAAGUGGAUUGAACGAGGAUGAGAAAAUUGGUGUGCAGAAUACUAUCACGACAGAAAACUUCCUGCAACGUUUGAGCAGUCAAAGUAAAUGUGCGGUACGAAAUUAUCUCGAAGGAAGGUGCUAUAAUUUGAAUACCUCACUCUCAUUGGAGCAGUGUCACCAAGGGAAACUGUACAAAUGUGAUUCAGCAUACCCGUUUCGUUCAUAUAAUGGUGUAUGCAAUAAUUUAGGUUAUGCAACUUGGGGACAAGCAGGCAACCCACUGAAACUGGAAAUAGCACCAUGUUUUGACGAUUUUGUGUCAAAGCGUCGGCUUGGGUGUAACGGUCAAGCUUUGCCGAACAAUCGGCAAUUGAUGGUUGAUGUUCAACAGGCAAUGCGUCGAGACUUGGAGCCACCAUUCCACAUUUUGAACAUGUUUCAAGUAAUCUUCAGUGAAUUCGUUCAUUCAGAUUUAAUAGGUCGAGCAAUCAAAAGAUCUUGUGAAAGAACAAAAGGUUUCAGAGGGUGCAGAGCGGAUGGCACAAGCGAAAGCCGAUAUAAGUCAUCGCUAGCGUCUACGAUUCAAGUACUGUACAAUGAUUCAAACUAUGGACCACAAAACAUCGAAUGUCUAAAUUUUAGCCCAAUUGAAAAUGCUAACGAUCAAUGCAGAACUACAUAUACCACUAAACGAAAUACUGCGACAAGUUAUUUGGAUCUCUCUAUAAUCUAUAGCGACGGAAAGUAUGAUGAUUGUGGCAAGUUAAAACCCUACUACUGUCAGUCUUCCGAACAUGUUACUGAACAUAAUACGAAUUCAAUACAAUUUUCGGCUAUAGCCGGGCUUUUUACACAACUCCACAAUGAUUGUGUCGAACGAAUGCAAGCAUGUCAGCAAAAACGAUCGGUUGAUGACAUCACCGAGCGCUGCCGUUCAUUGACUAUAGCAAUCUAUCAAAAAAUAAUUUAUGAAGAACUACUGUUGGCGCUGUUUGGCGAUGAUUUUUACGAACAGUGCAAUUUCGAAUCUGAAUACGAUCCGAAUCUUGAAUCUGCGGUUUCAUCGAUGUAUAUCAAUGGACCAGGGCGUUUUCAGCAUAUAUGGAUACCGGAACAGUUAACUUAUCAGGGCAAGCAACAUCCGUUUUUCAUAUUUUUUUACGAUCUCGAACGGUUCGAAUGUAACAGUGUUAUAGAUGGUAUGUUCGAUGACCCAAUUUUCAUCAAUGGCCUGUCGGAUCAGAUGAUGAAUGUGAUUUUCUCUAAAAAUGGAGUAAGAGGACAUUGCUUAGCGUGUCUUGAUCUGGAACGUGGGCGAGAUGCGGGAGUCUGCUCUUUUUUGUCAUACAAACACUAUAUAGACGGAAUUAGGAACGCCGAUUCUCGGAAAUGUUAUAAUUCAUUUGAUGAUUUACAGGAUAUUUUUGAACCGAAACUUGUUGAAGUUCUGAGGAAGCAUUUCAGUUCUCCGUUUGAUAUUGACAUGAUGUUUGCAAUACUUGCAUAUGAUCGUCUCAAGGGUACUUUAUUACCAUCAACGGUCGCAUGGGCAACGUGCUUGGAAUUCAAACGGUUGAAAAGCAGUGAUCGAUUUUUCUAUAGCUGGAACAAAUUUCUUUCGUAUGCUGCUGAGGAAUUAAUUGCAACAAUUGACCUUAAAACGCUACUAGCACUCUAUGCAGGUAUCGAUACGGUACCUGUUUUUCCAUUUGUAACAAACUCGGAACGAGUUUCCGCGCAAGAUCUUCGUGAUGCGGUAAAAAGUAAAGAAUCGGCAUUUUGCUAUUUGUAGUAUUUUUGUUGUACUAAUCGAAACAAUAUUUUC
Messenger RNA from Wyeomyia smithii (pitcher-plant mosquito), 4346 nucleotides. RefSeq names its product peroxidase skpo-1-like. The record is from RefSeq and is a predicted model, not a curated record. The transcript has 6 exons. Gene Ontology annotation, molecular function: heme binding; peroxidase activity. Gene Ontology annotation, biological process: response to oxidative stress. Lineage: Eukaryota; Metazoa; Arthropoda; Insecta; Diptera; Culicidae. The coding region runs from base 2253 to 4313 and encodes 686 amino acids.